Molecule: messenger RNA, 816 nt
Organism: Trypanosoma theileri
Lineage: Eukaryota; Euglenozoa; Kinetoplastea; Trypanosomatida; Trypanosomatidae
Exons: 1
Coding region: 1-816 (271 amino acids)
Source: RefSeq, a predicted model, not a curated record
AUGUUGCGUAGAGUUAAUCUUCGUCUAGGGAGACGAUUUCAAUAUAAUACCAAAUAUCCCUCACUCGUCUCAUAUAAUAAACUCCCAUGGGAGGUAUUAAAUCACGAAACCCCACAAUUUCACAUGCACGUCGCCCCUCACUAUGAACAAAUCCUCACACUCGCCGCCUCUACACAAGUUCCUCAUCUUGUGAGCACUACACACAUGCAAGUGCCGCCAGAACACAAAUUGAGACUUCUCCCCGGAUUGCUGUAUAUAUUAAAUGGAGAGAUUCCACCUGUGGGUUUCACCGCCCAUCGUGUGGAGGAUCCAACGGCUCUUCAAUACUACGGGCAUCUUAAUAAUUCCAUUGCACACAUUUUGGCAGUGCGAAUGUUUGUAUCGGAUGAUCUUCGACUCUUGUGUAAUAGUGUGACCUUUCGAGCUCCUCUACACUUGCCUGUUGCACCUCACGCAUCUUUAGCGUCUUUAGUGGGAACAGCAGGAAAUACAAUCUCAACAAGAAAUACGCCUGCGUCUUCUAAUACAAUCUUUACACUCUAUCACUAUACUAGACCGAAUCGUCCACCGAGUGAAUUACAGUUGGAGAAGUAUUAUAUUCACAAACCACGUGCCUUUGUUUUAUCAGAAUUUUCAGCUUCAAAUAAAACGGCAUGGGAGCCAAGACUACAAGCACCAAAGCGAACAAAACGUUUAACGCCACUUCCGCCGUAUAAACCUCCACAGAGUUAUUUGAUGGGACUUGCGGAGCGACUGGGUGUAGUGCCUGGUAGUUGUUUUGGUCGUCGUUCUCUCAUGUGGGGUCACUGGUUCUAA